This is a messenger RNA of Recurvomyces mirabilis, 999 nucleotides long. RefSeq lists its product as uncharacterized. NCBI's taxonomy places the organism in Eukaryota, Fungi, Ascomycota, Dothideomycetes, Mycosphaerellales, Teratosphaeriaceae. The coding region runs from base 1 to 999 and encodes 332 amino acids. The transcript has a single exon. The record is from RefSeq and is a predicted model, not a curated record.
AUGAACGACUAUGAGAUUCGCCGCGCUGAGAAGAUCCGGGCCAACCAGGCACUCCUCGCCGAGCUUGACAUCAAGCCCGUGGUUCUGAGAGCAACACGCAAUGCAAAUGGCAGGCCACCUCCAGCAAAGCGACGAAAGAUCUUACAAGAGUCCGCGCCUUCUCGCGCCUCAGCUCGUAUAGCAGCAGCACCGGUGAAGGCAAUCUAUAACGACGAGCCUGACAUCAAAGCAAUCUCCCUACCACGAUCGGUAGCCAAGAAGAGCAAGACAAUUGGGAAGCAGCAUCUUGGGUCGCGACAUGUAGUAGACUUAGAGCCGUUGGUGCCAGUGAAGGGUGUGGAUGAGAUCAGAGCUGGUUGGACAUCGUGGGAAGCCACAGGGCCAACACCUACUCGAGACGAUAUCACCAAAGAAUUCCACUUCUCACACUACCCAGUGUUCAUGCCCAACAAAUCACCAGCAGAACUUCUGCGGGAAGGCGGUUUCGGUGGCUCAUAUUACCGCCCACUUCGAUCGCGUACAUUGGGGAUCCAAGUCUCAGGGGACUGGAAAGAGCUGCCGGAGGAGUGGAUAGAAGGACUAGACGUAGAUCGCUUCCUCACCUCUCCAACCUACGACCCAGAAGUCAACAAAUACAAAGUCUCAUGUGGCCAAUCAAUAGAGGAAUGGGAGGCCGCAGGCUGGAUAAACCACGACCAUGACGUCCGAGGCUGGUUCCAAUGGUAUACCCGUUUCUUUCGCGGACGACGCUGCGACGAUGAUGACAGGCAGGUAAGUAGAUGGAAGAAAUGUGUCGGGCCGACAGGACGAUGGAGGAGGAUGCUGUUGAAGAAGUACGGGGGAAUGGGUGUGAAGGAGGUCUUUGAUGAUGGCGCAGAGGUUGAUGAGGAUGGUGUCGGGCAGGAGGUUAGUCCGGUUAUGCAUCAGACUUGUCAUCACUGGGCUUUUGAGGUGAGGCAGGAGCACUUGGACGAGUUUUGGAGAGGUGGAGGACGGUGA